Drosophila rhopaloa is the source of this 8793-nucleotide messenger RNA. RefSeq names its product brefeldin A-inhibited guanine nucleotide-exchange protein 3. Gene Ontology annotation, molecular function: guanyl-nucleotide exchange factor activity. The record is from RefSeq and is a predicted model, not a curated record. NCBI's taxonomy places the organism in Eukaryota, Metazoa, Arthropoda, Insecta, Diptera, Drosophilidae. Gene Ontology annotation, biological process: regulation of ARF protein signal transduction.
AAUCAUAGCAUACUUUCUGGUAAAGACCGCAAGUGAGUGUAAUAUUUGUCCGAACGAUACGAAAUUUGGUACGUGGGUGGAAAUUUAAAAAGCAGAUCUAAAUGGUCAAUCUUUUAGAAUCUAGCAGCCUCCCUGGUUUUCUCUUCAGUUUUCAGCUGGGCGAUAAACGGUACAAUCGGAUCAGCUGAUUUGCAGACAUGCGCAAUCCUGUCGCCUAACGGUACUCCAUGCGCACUCCGCCGUUAAUGGAGAAAGUGCUUUCCUUUCGCGUCACACAGCAUUUGUCGCAUCCAACGACAAGUGCAGCGCAUUUUCCCCCGGAAAAAAACGAAAAAGCGGUGGAAAAACAGCAGGAAAAACCACAAGUGGUGGCUGCUUAACCGUUACCAAGCAUUAUGGCCAUAUUCGAAAGUAAAAAUGGCGCUAAUUGAGUUGUUGUUAUUUGCAAUGGUGGCCUGAAGCAGCAACAACAAAGCACCCACACCAGCAAAAAGGACUUUUGGCCCACACACACGCACUUGUAAAAGGAGAGUGUUAGAAAGAAAGCGGCAAUAUGGAGGACCUCUUUUUACUGGUUAUCAAGGAGUCAACUGGAACUAAACAUAAUGCACUGCGACAAACGGCGCAAAUCGCAUACGACAAACUCUACCGCCAGCAUGGAAUCCAUCGGGAUCCGUCGCACGAGCUACGCUCCGUUUGCUUUACCGCCCUGCAGAUGGCGCUGGACACGAAGCGGCCCAAGUUCAUCACGAUGGGACUCAACGGGCUCCAUCGCGUCAUCAAGGACGAGCGCUUCUACAUCGGCCUUGAGCCAGAGGACGAUUCCGUGUGGCUGCCAUCGCAGCUGCUGAGGGCCACCAACGGCAUCCUGCCGUCGACGAGCAGCGAGGACACGGUGGUCAAUGUGCUGCGCCUCUUCCUGGCGAUGGCCUGCUCCCCCGCCUGCACUCUGAACGGCCGCCUGCUCAUCGAGAUCCUGUCCAGAUGCGGCGAGUGCUGGGAGAUGGGCUCGCGGGCCACCAAGGCCGCGUCCUUGGCCGCCGCCUCCCAGUGCCUGCGCACCUUCUGCGCGUUCCUCAUCGAGGAGGCCGAGGAGGUGAAGAAGACGGCGCCCGCCGGCCUGAUGACGCAGACCCAGGCAUCCGCCGUCUACAACGAGGUCAUCCCGGUGAUGCAGUGGCUCUGCAGCCGACUGGUGGAGCCCAAUGUGAAUGCCUCGCCGAAUAAGAAGUGCGAGAACCACAGCUCGCUGUAUCUCACCGAAUGCAUCCUCACUUUGAGCUCAGCCCUGCCCCGGAAUGUCCAUGCCAAUCCGCACUUCACCUCGUUUCUCUGGCAGAAGUUCUGUCCCACUUUGGCGGCGGCACUGGGUUCACCCGGCAGGAUCAACCUGGACAAGAAGUUCACCUACAAGGACGCCCUACACAUGAUAGAGAACGAGGCACGUGGCUUCUUCACGGGUCCAGGCUUGGAUGGUCCGCAGGCCCGUUGCGUCUACUUGACGGCCAUCCAGUUACUCCGGAUCGCCGGAGCCCAUGGCUCCCUGCGUCCCAUGCUGGAGGCCCUAUUCCACCGGAUGCUCCUGCUGCCGGCUCCCCAAAAUCGCACAGAGCCACUCCGCUGCGUAAGGGAGAUCUUCAAGAGCCCGGAGCGACUGAUCGAUCUGGCCGUGAUUCUAUAUGUGGACAAGAACACCGCCCAGGGAUGCAGCGAUGAGAUGGCGUUGUUCCGGCUCUUGGUGGACGCCAUGGAGGAGUGCGCCUAUGGAGCCAGCGGCGUGGGCUCAGCCACGGAGGCCAGUCUGCAGGCCAGUGUGGAGUGCAUGGUGGCCCUGCUGGACAGCCUGCAGGUGCUGUGCAGCGGCGAGCUGACCGAGUCGAUGAUCAGCGACCAGAUCGUGCAGGUGGUGAACGGGCGGCACGACCUGCUCAAGGACGCGGACUACUCCGGGCCACUGACCUACCAGAGCAUGGCCCGUCUGCCGGCUCCCUAUCGCGAUGCCAUCGUGGAGUUCCGGCAGAACGUGUUCGAGACCUCGUCAGGAUCGGAGAGCGAGGGCGAGCCCCCGCACGAGCAGGAUGCGGCCUCCAAUGUCGGGGACACCGAGGGACCCGAGGACGACGACCCCAGCAGUUCCAGCGACGAGACGUCGCGCGUGGAGAACCGCUGGCCCUACUCGCACCUGGAGGCCCCCGUGAUGCCCAUUCGGACCGACAGCGACAAUGAUCGGCAGCAUGCCCGGGACUUUGCCCGGGCCUUGAGGCAGGAUCUGGUGCCGAAGCUGCUGCGUCUGCGCAGCUGCGUGGAACUGGACGAGGCGAUGCAGGAGUUCGCCUCGGCCGUCUGCCAGGAGAACAGCAUGAACUUCUCGGACUUCGACUACAACCUGACGGCCAUCAAUGCGGACGGGAUCUACCUGGCCAUCUACUCCUCGCUGCUGCUCAGCCUGCAGCUGAUGCGGGCCGGCUACUACGAGCAGGUGGCCCAGGGCAUGUCCCACAAGGACAUCCUGGUGCCCAUGUCGGAGCAGCAGUUCGUUACCUCCGUGCAGAAUACGGGCGUUCUCGUCUAUCUCUCCUCGCCGUGGCUGUGCGAGCUCUACCAGUCGGUGACCGUGUGCAAUAUCCUCGACGCCAUGCCGCGCCAACAGCUGGAGGGGAUGGGUCCGCGCUGCGCCCUCGUGGACAUGCUGUGCGAUGCCGGAGGACUGGGCGCCACCCAGAUGCUCUCCGAGUGGCAGCGCCUGCAGACGGCGAAUGUGAAGCACAAGGAGGAGGAGCAGCUGCACGACAAGCGCAGGGAGGCGGCCAAGAAGCUGUGCCGCCGCUUGCUCACCUGCUGCUGGGACUCGAUGGUCAUCGUGCUGAGUUCGGGGCUGGGGGAUCUGCAGACCAGUUCCGCCUCCAACAAACUGGUGGCCCUGUCCAAGCGAACACUGAGGGUUAAGGCCAAGGCGAAUAAGUCGAAUGGAGAGGCCCUGUAUGCCAUGUGCCUGGAUGGGUUGCAUUCGGCCGCCACGCUCAGCAACAGCUUGAAUCUGCAGCAUUUGGCCGGGAAGAUUCUCAACCUGCUGGCUUCCAAUGUCUGCCAGACCUCCGGGCCCCGCAUCUCCGCCAGUCAGGCCAUGUCCAUGGACGUGGUGCUGACCGGUGGCCUGAAUCUGGGGAGCUACAGUGCCGACUGCUGGCCAAGCAUCUUCGCCGUGUGCCGGCAUGUCAGCCAGCUGGAGCACGAGAUCUUCAGCAUGCAGAACCCGGCCAUUUCCGCCUCGCCGGGCAGCAGUCGCCGGGAUCUGGAGACGGGCGAGAAGCUGAGUAACGGCAAUGCCCAAGACAAGCUCAAUCUCUCCUCCAUACCCAUCGAUGACGAUGAGACUUGUGUGGACGUGUACAGCUUCCUGCAGGCACCGAUGCAGAGUCCCAACACGAACAUCACCUCCAUCCUGAAGGUCUACUCGGGAACCAACGAGACGGUGCUCCUCAGUCAGAGCGACACCUCCAAGGUGCUCUGCGCCCUGUCCCACCAGGCGGAGAACCUCUUUGGAGACGCCGCCGAAAGGCUCAGUCUGCCCUCGCUGUGCCAGUUCCUCAAGCACUUGUGCCGCGCCUCCAGGGAGCAGCUCUACAAGAGCCAGGUGGCGCGCAAGGGCAGCCGCAUCUGGUGGCCCAGCAAGGGCUGGAAGAAGCUGGACUCGCUGCCCAUGUCCCUGCUCCUCCACCGGAUCGGAGAUGUCACGCUCAAGGUGUUUCGCAGCUCGCGCCCGCUGCUGCACGUGCUCAAGGUCUGGGCCAUCACAGGACCGCAUCUGAUGGAUGCCGCCUGCCACCGCGACCGUAUGAUCUCGAAGCGGGCGAUCGAGUACAUCCACGACAUAAUUACCGCCCUUCUGGUGGAGCAGUCGGAGCUGCCGUACUUCCACUUCAACGAGGCGCUGCUGAAGCCGUUCGAGAAUCUGCUGAGCAUGGACACGGACGUGGACGUGCAGGACCAGAUUGUGGCCUGUCUGUACGAGGUGGUGGAGGCGCAUCGCACGGAGAUCCGCUCCGGGUGGCGACCUCUGUUCGGAACCCUUCGGAAUGCCCGCAGCCGGAUGCUGAACAUGAGCAACAUCAUCGACAUCUUCCGCGUCUUCCUCGACUCGGACAACACGCUGGUGUUCGCCAACGCGGGACUGGACUGCAUCCUGUGCCUGCUCUCCUACCUGGAGAUCUCCGGCGGGGGGAAUAACAAUGCCUGCUCCGGUGGAGGUGGAACUGCAGCUGGAGGAACGGGAUCGAGUGGCGCGGGUGGACAACAGGAGGAGGACAACACUUUUAGACCGACGGACUUCCUCCACGAGACCCUGCGGUUCCUGGAGCGCUGCUCUAGCAUCCUGGGCUUCAUGCACAGCAUGCCGAAGUGCCCCAACUUCCACUCGACGUACAAGAUCAAGGGCAUCUCCUACACGCACAUCAUCGACGCGAACAUACCCAGUUCGAUGGAGAACUUCACGUACUUCGGGAACGACUAUCUGCAGACGCGGAACGAGCAGUACAUGAUCUCCUACCGAUCGCUGCACAUCGACAAGGACACCAUCGUCAAGAUCGACGAGAUGGACAAGCCGUCGGGGGUGCUCAAAGUGUGGUUCCUGCUGCUCGACGGACUGACCAACUCGCUGAUCGUCUGCCCCUACUCCCACCAGGCGCCCAUCCUGCAGACGAUCUUCAAGCUGUUCAAGAACCUGCUCGCCAGCCCGGGCAUCGACUUCGGUUUCUAUUGCAUCAACCACCUGCUGGUGCCGAUGAUCCAGGACUGGCUGCGGUACAUCAACAAGACGGGCUCCUCCUGGCAGCUGGUGGAGAAGAACUUCAAGCACUGCUGCUGCAUGACCACCGACCUGGUGGUGGAGUUCAUCGAGAAGUCGGUGCCGGAGCAGCGACGUCUGGGGGCGGGCACCAAGACGCGAUUGGCGCAGAUAGUCCACCCGGCGGACAACCUACUGUACUCCAAGCUGAAGUUUGUAACGGAGAGGAUUGAGCGGGAGCAGCAGCAGCAGCAGCAGCAGUCGCUGCCUGUCCAGGAUCAGGGAUGUGGCUACAGCCAGCAGUACGACAGCAGUUCCAGCUCCGCCAGCGAGGAGCAGCAGAAGAACGGGGGAGGAGGAGGCGGAGGAGCAGGUGGCGGAUCUAAUCUUAUCGAAUCACCCACCAAGAUCUCGGGCUCGGCCACGCUGGCCCUGAAGCAGCUGCUCCUGGUCCUCAUCGAGUGUGCUGCCCAGUCGCAGGAGGCGAUUGCCAGGAUCUCGGUGUCCUGCCUCAAGCACGUGAUCCUCUCCACCGGCAUGCUCUUCAACGAGUCCCAGUGGAUGAUCGCCUGCUCGGCCAUCCAUCGCGCCUGCACCGUAACGAUUGCCCCACUGCGUCAGCUCUCGUUUGCCUUCCAUGAGAAAUCCAACAGCUUCUACGGCGAUUGUGCCAACGUGAAGGUGGCCGCCCGGCGGGACAGCAGCCUCGAGGAGCUGGCCAGGAUCUACGCGCUGGCGCAGCAGGUCUUCCUCUCGGACAAUCAGCGGGAACCGGGCCAGAAUCAGGCGCCCACGCCCAGUGCCUCGCAGUGCAAGUUGUCCGACGACAGGAGCUACUCCUUCCUCCUGUACCCACUGAACAACGGCUUCAACUCGAACCUGGACAACUUUGUGAUCCGGAUUCCGUUCAAGAACCUGGUGGUGGGCCUGCUGGCCAACCAGAUGCUGCUCCAGCUGGUGGCCAAGCUGCUGCUGUCGCGCUUGAAGUGUGUGCCCCAGGCGGUGUCCACCUGCAUCUUCGACAACUAUGCCGCUUCGGCGGCCUCGCCCAGUCACGACUACGACCUGGACUUCCGCUCCAAGGAGAUCCUGCUGCGCUGCGUCAAGCAGUACCUGAUGUCCGCCCUGGAGUUCGACUCGCGACCCGGCCUCAAGUUCCUCAUGCAGAAGGUGUCGAACAUUGAGUACGCGGCGAAUCUGUACAAGCAGAUGACCUCCUCGUGGAUGAUCUACUACAUUGCGCUGGUGGACUCGCAUCUCAACGACAUUGUGGUGUACAAUCUGGGUCCGGAGGACCUCAACUUCAUCCUGGAGUCCUGCUCCCGCCUGAAUACCACCACUGUGAAGAAGAAGGAGAACUUUGUGAGGUAUCUGUUCUGUCUGCAGGACGCCUGGAAUCUGGUGUGCGAGCUCUACCUGAGUAACUCUGCCCUCCAUGAGAUCGAGAGUGGAUCGGGCAAGCUGCGCCAGAAGCCACCGCAAUUGCACCACCAUGCGCAGAGCAAACCCAUGUGCAUCUCACUAAAUGGCAACGGAGAUGCCGAGAUGACGGAUACGGGUUCCGGAUCGGGUUCGGGAUCCGGUUCCGGGAGCAGCACCUCGCCCAGCAAGUGCGUCCAGCUGCAGGAGGAGGAGAACGUGACCAUGACCACGCUGAUCAGCGAGUUCCAACCGAAGUGCCGGAGCAAUCCGUUCGACACCAAUCGGCAGGCCAAGUCCUCGGAGGCGGAGUCCAUCUCCCCGGAAAUCGAACAGCAGCGGGCCAGCAGCAUCCUGAAGGACUCCAACUACAAGAGGGCCGCCUUGGCCCAGCUGGUGGUCGCCUCCAUGGAGCUACUGCGUUCGCUGCCCGGCGAGGCCGAGGAGAACCUCAAGCUCCUGAUGACCCCGACCAUUCGCGAGGCCUUCCGCCUCGUCCAGCUGCAGGGCAACGAGCUGAAGGUCAACCAGUUUUAGGCCAUGCUUGUUGAGUUUUAUUUUGAUCUGUAGGCGCAGCCCCUGCCCCUACCGAAGGAUCCUUCCUCCCCCUUCCAGAAGUCCCGCAAAAGUAAUCCCGAUCCCGCUCCUGCUCCUGAAUGGCUAACUUACAGCUACGUCUGCAUCUCAUGCUCUCUCUGUCUCACUCUAUAUAUCUGUCUCUCUCUGUCAGUGGAAGGUUAUUGCUUCAGUGCGGCCAACGAAUAUAUAUCGAAUAUAACGCGAAUAGAUCAAAUGAUAAAGCCUAAAAAUGUGUGAAUGUAGCCUAUGUCGUCGUAUAAUCAUAUCUAAUUAUGGUGUCUAAAUGAAUUUCCUUCGAAAACUUUAUGUAAUGCCUGUACUUCAUGACCUAAGAUUGUUUCAAUCGAAAACUUGCUAUCAGUAUUAUCUUCUUAGAUGAAAGAACAUUUUUCUAAGUAAAAUAUUCGUAAAAUGUAUUAAUAAUUAACUAAUGGAACAGGUACUACAAUAUAUAAUCAGACACAUCAAAGUUGUAAUUUUUAGAAAAUAUCAAGAUAUAUUUAAGCAGCUUGUAACGACGUUCUUAAUUCAUUUGUUUCUAUAAAUUCUACAAUAUUGUCAGGUUUUGUUUAUUUAAGUCGUUGUUUUAUGAAGUAUUCCAAAACUAAGAGUUAUAAUAACUUGUAUGCUUUACAUGCAACGUUGGCCACACUGCACGCAGACCCUCUAGCUGUCCCUCUCUCUCUCGCCGGCAGUCCCCAGCACAGCAGGCAAAACCAUUUCAAAGUAAAAGCUCAACAUGCCAGCACAAAAAAGCAAAACUAUCGAAAGUACAACAAGAACAAUGUUGCAAGGAUAUCAGUUAUAUAGGAUGUCAUCUUGCGAUUAGAGGAUGAUGAUGAUGAAGAUGACGAAGAAGCGUAGACAACGUAGUCCUGUACAUUAAAUUUAGUCAAGACUUUCUCACACUUAGCCCCUGCACCGCCCCCUGCCCCCCGCUCCCUUCUUCCCUCUAGCCUCAAAAACCACGCCCCCUAUCCCAGCACUUUUCGACUUCGAAUAUUGUAAAGAUGUAUCAGCGAGCACCUGCCCCGCCCUAAAAAUCAGUAUAUUAUAUAAAUCAGUAUAUAUAUAUAUAUAUAUAUUUAUAAAUUAAGAGUGUAAACUUAUAGCGAAUGUUAACUAACACAAAAUCAGUGCCGCCCAUUAAUCCACGAUUACCACCAUUAAAGAUUAGAUCACACAAGCAUACACAUAGAGCCUAUACUAAAAACAUAUGUGUGUCCAGUAGUCCCGCGCUGCCUUUAAAAAAUACUUGCAUACUUUUGUACCAGUGUGCGUACCUAAAAAAGAGAAAAAAUAUGGAAAAUAUCGAAAGCAAAAUAACCGAAACAAAUUCUAGCCACCUUGCUGCACUAUCGAAGCUUAUUAGCCUACAUUUUCACGCCCCCACACACACACACACACAUAUACACAUGCAUACCACAUAAUAUCAGGGAUCAGAAAAGAAAAUGGGGAAUAUUGAAAAAACUCUAGAUUCUCCUGUCUCUGUCCCACCAUCGAUUUGCCCGCGCUCCCAGCUAAUAGCUAUAGCGAUAAAGAUAACGAUACCGAUACCUACAGUUAUAUGCCUAUAUAAAGAUCUAAAGAGUUAUAUAUUGUACUUAUAUGUAUUAUAGUUGCCACUUGGGUAUAAAUGUUGUAAAUGUCUAACAAAGGAAACAUUUUUAUAUGUGAAAACUAUUAGCAACAGCGCUACAAAUCUAUACUAUAAAUAUAAUUAUAUACACAUAUACAUUUAUUUUCGCUUCGUCGUAUACAGUAUACAGUAUAUAAUAUAUAUAAUAUAUAGAGAACUAUGUACUUGUGUUAUUUACUUGCCCAUCAACUCUCUCAAUCUAUCUCUCUCUAUUGACUUGUAUGUGUAAGUGCGAAGAGUGCAGUUGCAGAGGCCCCGCAGAAAGUGUAGGAAGAAAAGAUCGCGAUCGCGCUAGGCUAGUACUAAAACUCUCCAAGAGUGCAUUUGUAACAUGAAUGAGAAUAAACGAUUCCACAAUGCUUUCGCAACUUUA